Anopheles aquasalis is the source of this 1132-nucleotide messenger RNA. Its product is annotated as V-type proton ATPase subunit Vha36-1. The record is from RefSeq and is a predicted model, not a curated record. Lineage: Eukaryota; Metazoa; Arthropoda; Insecta; Diptera; Culicidae. Gene Ontology annotation, molecular function: proton-transporting ATPase activity, rotational mechanism.
UGUAACGAAACUCGCACAUAUCACUGUAGGGUCUUGUGAUCAUCGCUGAAAACUGUGUGGACAUAAUACAGUUUUGGUCCCGUGCAAAAUCCUCAACAAUCCGUGCAAAAAUGUCGUCCAAGGAUCGUAUUCCCAUUUUUCCUUCUCGAGGUGCUCAGAUGCAAAUGAAGGCCCGGUUGGCUGGAGCCCACAAGGGGCACGGACUGCUGAAGAAAAAGGCCGAUGCUCUCCAGAUGCGUUUUCGCAUGAUCCUCAGUAAAAUUAUUGAGACCAAAACGUUGAUGGGCGAAGUAAUGAAGGAGGCUGCCUUCUCUCUGGCAGAGGCCAAAUUUGCAUCAGGUGAUUUCAACCAGGUUGUCCUGCAGAACGUCACCAAGGCCCAGAUUAAGAUACGUACUAAGAAAGAUAAUGUGGCGGGAGUGACGCUUCCUGUAUUUGAGUCGUACCAAGACGGAUCGGAUACCUACGAACUCACCGGAUUGGCCAAGGGUGGACAGCAGUUGCAGAAACUGAAGAAAAACUAUCAGAGCGCUGUGAAGCUGUUGGUGGAGCUUGCAUCACUGCAGACUUCGUUCGUAACUUUGGAUGAAGUGAUUAAAAUUACGAAUCGGCGUGUCAAUGCCAUCGAACAUGUCAUCAUUCCGAGAAUCGAUCGUACACUAGCGUACAUUAUUUCUGAGCUUGACGAGCUGGAGCGUGAGGAAUUUUAUCGUCUCAAGAAGAUUCAAGAUAAAAAACGUAUUGCCAAGAAAAAGGCGGAAGAGAAACGUGCCGCACUGUUGCAGGAAGGAAUCGACGUGCGCAACCAGGCUAACAUACUUGACGAAGGGGACGACGACAUUCUUUUUUAAAAUCGCUUUCUCCGUUAACUAUGAACAUGUUUUUAUGCGACAGGUUGCAAGUAGAUGGGAGAAUCUUGUUGCGCCAUCUUUUUCUGUUGUUACUUUAAAAUUGUUAAACAAGGUCUUUAUAUUCUUUGCAUGGCGAUAGAUUUAAUAUAUGUAUGUGUAUGUAUAAUCGUAUGAUGAUGGUAUCCCAACAAAAAUGCACAUGGUUCAACAGGAUCCGGGUACAUCGAUCAUAACAGUAAAUAUAGGAAGAGAAAAGAGCCACAAUCGCGCAAGUAAACCAA